AUGGGAAGAGUGAAGCUUCAGAUCAAGAGAAUUGAGAAUACAACAAAUAGGCAGGUCACUUUCUCAAAAAGAAGGAAUGGUCUAAUCAAGAAAGCUUAUGAGCUUUCUGUACUUUGUGAUGUUGAUGUUGCUCUCAUCAUGUUUUCCCCUUCUGGAAGACUCAGCAUCUUCUCUGGGAAUAAAAGCAUUGAGGAUGUGAUGGCAAGAUAUGUGAAUCUUCCCGAGCACGAGCGAGGAAGGCUUCAUAAACAAGAGUAUCUACAAAAAGCACUAGGCAAGUUGAAAUCUGAGGCGGAUAGAAUUAACAAAGAUGUCAGCCCAGUAAGCGUUGAUUCUCAAGUGGAGGUGAUUCAGCAAGAAAUUAUGAGAUGCAAGUCCCAAAUAGAAGAUAUGGAGAAACGACUUCGAAUGUAUGAAGGUGACCCUUGGGAAAUAGAUACAGUUUGUGAGGCUGAGUAUAGGGAACAAGUUCUCGAGGAAACACUUAAGCAGGUUAGAACACGGAAGGUGAAUUUAGCUCACCAAAAUGUAAAUGGGUUCACCAUAACAACCCCAAACAACACCCUCGUAGAUUGGCUGUCGCAAAGCGACCAUCAUCAUCAUCAAAUCCCGGCUCCAGCAGCAGGGCUUAAUUUCUUGGAUCAUGCAGAGCUUCUUCCCCUAAGAGAUGAUGGCCAAACACAAGGAAUGGUGAAUAUGUUGCCAUCAGCCGCAACAGCAGCAGCAUCUUUAACUCUUCCAAGUAGCACACAAACAGACAUGCAUCAUCAUCAUCAGCCUCAUGUUAACAGUCCAAACAGCCGGAUCGAGGAUGACCCACAACUUCAUCGUCCCGAAUUCGGACAAAUCAAUCUUGACGUUAAUCCUUCCCCUUGGGCUCCUCCAGUUGUACCAUAUCCCACAGGAAGUGAUACGUUUCCCGGUGGACAACAUAGAGAAGGAGCGCUUCUUGAGCUGUUCUUGUCUCAACUUGCACCCGUGCAUCCUAAUCAGAUUGAUGAUCUUCAGUAA
This is a messenger RNA of Oldenlandia corymbosa var. corymbosa, 1011 nucleotides long. The record is from the annotation of a GenBank genome assembly. Lineage: Eukaryota; Viridiplantae; Streptophyta; Magnoliopsida; Gentianales; Rubiaceae.